Lytechinus pictus (painted urchin) is the source of this 672-nucleotide messenger RNA. RefSeq lists its product as uncharacterized. The record is from RefSeq and is a predicted model, not a curated record. The coding region runs from base 1 to 654 and encodes 217 amino acids. NCBI's taxonomy places the organism in Eukaryota, Metazoa, Echinodermata, Echinoidea, Temnopleuroida, Toxopneustidae. The transcript has 3 exons.
AUGAAAUGCAAUGAGCUGAUUGACGCAUUGAAGGCCCACUCUUUUGACUGGACCAAGCAUAUUAUAGUCCAAUCCCAAGACCAGUCCCUGGACCAUGACGCUCCAUCAUGUCUUCAGAGACUGGAAAAUUGGACCAAGGGAGACACUGGAUCUUGGUCCUAUCUUUUUCUUGGUCUUCAAGAGAUAGAACGACCCGAGUUGGCCCAAAAGUUUGCGCAAGAAGUGUCCAGUGACGUCAUCACGAGAUUAAGAUCGAUACCCACUUCCGGUGAAGAGAAGAGGAGUCGAAAGAAGCGAAGGGCUGGGAACAAGGACCAGCUUCAGACCAGGCCCAAGCCCGGGACCCAGGACGGGCUCCAGGGGGAGAACACUCAGAUGACGAGUAGGGGAAAUUCGGAGAGGAGAAGUAAUGCUGGAAGAACGCAUGUCAAGAGGAAAAGAUUAGGAAAGCAAGAUACGGGAUUAGACACGCAAGAGAAUGAAGGAGCCACGCCAUUAGAAUUAGUCAAUGCGGGAGAGAGGGGAGGAGUCACAAGAAGACAGAGAAAGGGGAGGCAGAAGGGCGGAGCUAAGAGGAGGAGGAUGACGGGGAAGAUGAGAGGGAGGAGCAAUCGGAGAAGGAAAAGACAACGGGGUCGUAGACCCAGUCCAUAGAGUCAUGGAUCGAGCUCA